Aureobasidium uvarum is the source of this 1278-nucleotide messenger RNA. NCBI's taxonomy places the organism in Eukaryota, Fungi, Ascomycota, Dothideomycetes, Dothideales, Saccotheciaceae. The record is from the annotation of a GenBank genome assembly.
AUGGGGUCUACCGAAGAGACAAGUGAUCUAGCCCGCUUUUACAACAACGAACAAUUCUCAGACGUCGUUGUCAAAUUUGGCGAGAGUAGAUUGUACGCACACAAGGUCAUUCUUGCAAAACGGUCUGCAUAUUUUGCAAGAGCUUUUCUUGGCCAAUUCGCUGUCGCCUCAAGCUCUACUAUUGAUCUAGGAGAUGAAGAUGAUCCCCAGAUGAUUCGCGAGAUGAUACAAUCAAUGUACGCCUGCGAUGAUACACUCAGACCAGACGAGAGAUCCCUAGCAAUGCUAGUUGAUACGUUCAUAAUCGCCGACAAGUACGAUCUUCUGCAGCUACGCCGCAAGAUUCCUGAUGCAUUCGAGACUAAGCUAUCUGACGAUUACUCCCGCAAUGCAGACGAGUUUGUUCGAUUGAUCAUAGCUAGGGUCUGCGGGCCUACUGCCAUCCGAUUUGCCGACAAGGGCUUACAGCGCUCGGUUAUGAACCAUUGUAAGAUGCAUCUCACAGAUCUGCUCCAAGACCGGCGAUUUGUCGAGCAAUACACUGGAGGAACACUAUUUGACAGCGAAUUUGCCCUGGCUUUCAAUCUCCAUAUGGGCAAGAGCGCGCUUGAGAAAAAUGGUCUCGUCCCUACGCUACUCAAAGACUAUGAACCGAAGAUGAAGCCGUCUCCUACAAGCACGCCUCCUGGAUUCUUCAACGACCAGUCGCUUUCCGAUGUCAUCAUAUACUAUGGUCACGGCCAGUCCAUCUUUGCUCAUAAGAUUAUCCUUGCAGCUCCGCCUUCCCCGUCAUAUUUCCACCGCAUCCUCGAGGAAUCUCCAUCGAUCGACUGUAUCGCGCUUAGUAGCCAAGAUGAGCCCAGAUUGAUCGAAACUUUGAUACAUGAUCUCUACGAUAUGAAUUACCAUCCUGACCCAGAGGACUGGACCACGUAUCUUGCAGACAUGUAUUUGAUGGCCGAGAAAUACGGCCUGGGCAAGAUUGUCAAUAGCUAUCUGGACGCCUUCGAUGAGGUAUUCUACGAGGAUAUGACUAUGUCUAAGUAUGCUCUACAAGUUGCAAAGUUCUGUGGUCCUUCUGCUCUUGCGUGCUACGCCGACACGGAACUCUCAGAAAAGGUAUUCUCUGCUAUACUCAUGGACCCUAGCUUGCUACUGGAUGAGAACCAGAUGUUCUGCGAUAUGCUCGAGGCCGGAACGUUGUUUAACCACAAAUUUGCAGGCCGCUUCACUACAAAGAUUGUUGAGAUGUUGAGAGAUGUAGAGGGAGCCUUGUGA